Messenger RNA from Diatraea saccharalis (sugarcane borer), 2511 nucleotides. The record is from the annotation of a GenBank genome assembly. Lineage: Eukaryota; Metazoa; Arthropoda; Insecta; Lepidoptera; Crambidae.
AUGGUGUGUGAUUUACAGUUUCUACAAUACGACAUAGAUACACCACCAUUGAGAGAGUUCACAUUUUGUACUUGGAUUCGUUCAUACGACCUUGAAGCUGAACAAAGUAUUUUCACAUACGUAGCGAAUGGAAAUAGCCGCGUCCUAAGACUUUGGUUGGACUCCGGUGGACAAUAUUUGAUGUUGUCUAUUAAUGGGAAGAUAACUUCUGAAAUCCCUGUAGAUAUUGCUAGAGACGUCUGGAGGCAUGUUUGCCUCUCCUAUCAAUCAGAUUACGGAGCUUGGGCUGUCUACGUGGACUCCAAACUAUUUUUAUGCGAAAGCAAUGAUAAACUUUUUAGUUAUGUUUUACCUGGAGAUGGAAGCGUUAUUAUUGGAUAUGGAACUACAGACAAUGGAAAACCAAGCGGAUUUGAAGGGGAGAUGUUCGGUGCCAAUAUGUUAUUAGCAUCAACAAUUGACAGAAACCAUUCCGUAUCGUUUGAUUAUUAUGACCCAAGAUCUAUGAAAAAUAAUCGAGUCAAAGAAAGAGAAAGAAAUACUAAAUAUGUAGUUUUCAGUGACUUACAGACUGAUGAAAUCCAUAAUAAUUUCGAAAAAGCAAUAACACCACCAACAAAUAAAAGUAAAAGUUUCAUAAAAAUUAAUACACUUCAUAGUUCUGUCGAUCAUGAUGUGGGUUUGGAGCACACAACUAUGAAAGUAAAAACUUUCGAUUUAUCGAAUGAAAAAGAGUUUUUGGAUUUUCCACCAAGUUUUCACACAACUGAAAAAAGUACUAAUACUUUUUGGAAUACUGCGAAUGAUGCAGGAGGUGAAGGAAAAUUUCAAUUUAAAAAAAAUGAAACACCUAGCAAUGAACUACCAAUUACUUACACGAAAGAGAUAACCACACUAUCUGAAUAUGAAACACCGCCGCCACCACCACCCCUAGUACCGAAACCUUUUCAUACUAUUAAUAAUAAUUUUAAUGAAGACAAUAUUGAUUUCAAGAAAUACUUCAGAAAAAAGGGCUCUGAUAUUUUACCUACUGCAGAAACACCUCCACCCUCCCACAGAGAUAACAAAGUUUAUGGCCAAUGGACAAGUUCUAAAUUUGCUGGAAGCGUUUUAAAUUAUUUGAAAAGUAUAAAUUUCCAUAAUCGCGAAAAAAAAGUUCCUAUGUCAUUUCCAAAGACAUCAGACAGUUAUCCUUAUGCAUCCGACUUUAAAGUUACUAAAAUCAGGCCAUCCGUACAAUUUCAAAGAAAAAACUUUAUGGAUCAUAGAAUCAGAAUACAUAAACGAGGUAUCUCUGAAAUGCCAGAGGUAAAUGUACAAAUAUUAGAAGAUGAUAUAAGAUCAGAAAUAUUGAAAAUGCACGCAAUAACAGAACCUAAGAAUGUUGAAAUUACGAAUAGAGGUGAAUCGCAAAAACAUAUGGAACAUAGAUUUUACAGAAAUGUCAACGGUGAACCUACUUCUGUGGAGAAUUCUGGUAGUGUUGAAGAUAUUUAUAAGCCACGGCCCUUUUCAGCGCAAGUUGAUAAAAUGGAAAAGAAUAAAAUUUUAUCAGAUUUAGAAAUAUAUAAAAACCACAAUCUAAUGUCGAUACUUCCUUUUCUUAAAUCAUUGGAAUAUUUUGUAGAAGAUCCAUUUAAUAAACUGCAGAUAAAAGAAAAUGUCGAACGAAGUAGUGACAUGUAUACAAAAAGUUUAUCAAACGGAAAUAAAUGGCAUAAUAUUAAAUCAUAUAAUAACGAUUAUACGCCUAGACGUAUAAAUAUAGAUUCUAGUGAUGGGAGCAGCAACGUUGAUGUUGACAUAGCUGAUUUUAACAGAAAACAUCCUUCUUUGAAGUUAAGAUAUAAACACCACAAAAGAAAAUAUACAACAACGAAUGAGCCAAACAUAUUAAAAGGUAGACACCUUGCAAUGCUUGUAUCGAACCAAUCAAGUCCAAACCAAGAAUCCAUAUCUAUUAUUAACUAUAAUCAUGGCCACCUUCCACCACACAAAUUAAAAGCGUUCGGGAAAUUAAAGGGUGCUACAAAGGCAAACUCCAAAUAUAAUCAAGUAAACAUUAAAGGUAAUUUCAAUAAACAAGUUAAACUUGGCAAUGCGUUAAAUGAACGUGAUGUCAUUGGCUUUAAUGAAGAGCAAAAAAAGCAAAGCUUUGAAGGAGGGAACGAGAAGGUUCCUGAUAUAAAUCGAUACAGGUCCGAUAUCGACAACGAAAAUACUAACGCACCAUCUUCAUUGAAAGCAAAAACAUGCAUAAAUGCUAUAUCCAAUAAUCGUGCAUUAUACAUUCAACGAGAUGAAAGUAUUACUAUUUCGCAUAUUGUUUCACCAGUUAGAAAGAAAAAUGUCGCUAUAGAAUUCAUAAAAUUAAAUUAUAACCAAUGUUCUUUGGAAGGUUCCAGUUUUGAAAAAAGCGUCUUGCUUUUCAUAGAUUGGAGAAAAACGCCCGUAAGACUGUUUGGAGGAGCUCAACCGAAAAGAACAACUGACCUUUGUGGUUUCUUCUAA